GUCACCUCAAACCCUAUUCUUCAGACUUUCUUCCUCGUCCGUCUUCACGCCGUCGGCCAAAUUUGACAAAGAUGUCUUCGACGGUACUAUUUUUGACCUGCUAGGAUCGAUCUCGUAUACAAUUCCCUAGAUCUUUCUCUAGUUUGUGCAAAUAGCACGGCUUCGAAGGCAAUGACCAUCUCCCUUUCCCCGUUUCCCAGCGACAUAGUAUCGUCUUCCUUCCUCCACCUCCUUAAGGUGUGAAUGGCCUACUUGCUUCUUUCCGAACAAAUGUGAAUGAUAUCUUGAUGAAGCAUGAUUUACAAACGACCAUAGAAGUCUGAGGGGCACCACUAGUGAGUUGAGCGGAGUUUCAUGGUCCUAUGUUCAGUAGGUUCAGCACAAUACUAUAUUCAAAACCUACAAAAUUGUUUAUUCUGCUAAGAGCAGCAUUUCUACUGCAUCCAGAUACCUCUGUAGGUAGGUUUUCUGGAAUGUCGGCCAUGGAGUCAUUACGCCACACUCAAAAAUUUCAUUCAACAAAUUUAUUGUCAGAGAAUUUAGAUCAGCCAUCUAAUUCCCCAGAACCUUCAUAUUUGCAUGUGGAGAAUACUUGCUCGUCCAGUGUCUGCUCCACUCCAGACAUUGAAAAGAAGUAUGUUCAUCGCAUUUAUGAUGCCAUUGCACCUCAUUUCAGCUCAACUCGAUUUGCUAAGUGGCCAAAAGUUGCUAGUUUCUUGAACUCUUUGCAGCCAGGUUCUGUCAUUUUGGAUGCUGGUUGCGGAAAUGGAAAGUAUCUUGGCCUGAACCCUGAUUGCUUCUACAUAGGUUGUGAUAUAAGCCCUUCUCUAGUUGAAAUAUGCACAAGGAAAGGCCACGAAGUAAUGGUUGCUGAUGCUGUUGACCUUCCCUACAGAGAGAAUUUUGGUGAUGCUGCAAUUUCUAUCGCGGUAUUGCAUCACCUGAGCACUGAUAGUAGACGGAUAAAAGCAAUAGAGGAGUUGGUUAGGGUUGUUCGGAAGGGUGGGCUGAUUUUAAUCACUGUGUGGGCUGUUGAACAAGAAGAUAAAUCACUACUUACUAAAUGGACACCUCUCUGUCAUAAGUAUGAUGAUGAAUGGGUGAAGUCAAGCAAUCCACCUGUUCGUGGUAAUGCUGCAACCAAGUUGGAAUGUAUCCCUGAGUUAGAUGAAAGUUGUAGGCAAACAUCCAGCAGAUUGUUUGCUGGAGAAGUGGAGUCAAGAGCAGACAAAGUUAUGGACGGUGCUUCUAUUUCAUGUUCCAUUUCUGAGGGAGAGUAUUCUCCCAACGAUGGCCUAUCUGAGACCCAGCAGGAAUAUUUUGUUCCUUGGCACUUGCCAUAUCACCGUGCUGAAAUUAGUGGUGCAUCAGCUUCAGCACUUGAAUCUGGACUAGCAAAGAAGGAUGAUAAGAAAGGAGCGUUGGUAUACAACCGUUAUUACCAUGUUUUUGUUGAAGGCGAACUCCAAAGGUUGGUUUCGGGCAUAAAUAAUGCAUCAAUUGUGGACCAAUUUUAUGACAAAUCGAAUUGGUGUAUUGUUCUCGAGAAGAUCUAAGACUCUGCACGAUAAUUGUUGAAUAUUGUAGAUUCAUUUGAGAGAAUUUUGGCUGCAACUUCGAAUCCUCCUCAAUUAUUAGAAUUAUUUGUGCGCUGGCACUGGUUGAUUCUAUGGUGUCCAUGCUUUGUAUUGCUAAUUGCUAUUGACAUGAGCAAUCAGCUUAGGUCUGUAAAACAUGAAUUGAGCUUAAACUGAUGACAUUAAAAAAGCUCUGGGUUUUUUUAGCCUUCUGCGUUUCCUGAUUUAUUCAAAUGUCUAGUGGAAAAUUUCGUGGGGUUAGGUUGAUCA
This is a messenger RNA of Zingiber officinale, 1847 nucleotides long. RefSeq names its product tRNA (carboxymethyluridine(34)-5-O)-methyltransferase-like. The transcript has 4 exons. The record is from RefSeq and is a predicted model, not a curated record. Gene Ontology annotation, biological process: tRNA wobble uridine modification. NCBI's taxonomy places the organism in Eukaryota, Viridiplantae, Streptophyta, Magnoliopsida, Zingiberales, Zingiberaceae. Gene Ontology annotation, cellular component: nucleus; cytoplasm. Gene Ontology annotation, molecular function: S-adenosylmethionine-dependent methyltransferase activity; tRNA binding. Bases 363 to 1556 code for a protein of 397 amino acids.